AUGAUGGCCCGAUCUCUGAUCUCGCUCUUCGCCUUCCUCCUGGCCUUGGCGGCACCAGUUCAGGCGGACGUCCAACAGCAGGCAGAGCAGUUCCACUUGGAGGAGUUCCUCGCGGUGACGGCAGAUGCCACUCAGAAGGAGCAGGCUGGCGAGGCAGUGAAGAUCGCGGCCCCGGAGGUGAGCGUCGCCGAUGCUCAGGAGAUCGAGCUGCAUGAGAACCCCUACGUCGCCACGAGCACCACAGCUGAGGGUCUCGCCUUGAUCUUCAUGAUGGUGUCCUGCGUCAUCUGCUAUUUGGAGUGCUGCAAGUGA
Messenger RNA from Symbiodinium sp. CCMP2456, 312 nucleotides. NCBI's taxonomy places the organism in Eukaryota, Dinophyceae, Suessiales, Symbiodiniaceae. The record is from the annotation of a GenBank genome assembly.